Molecule: messenger RNA, 624 nt
Organism: Penicillium canariense
Lineage: Eukaryota; Fungi; Ascomycota; Eurotiomycetes; Eurotiales; Aspergillaceae
Product: protein SYS1
Exons: 2
Coding region: 1-624 (207 amino acids)
Biological process (GO): Golgi to plasma membrane protein transport; Golgi to endosome transport; protein localization to Golgi apparatus
Cellular component (GO): Golgi membrane; trans-Golgi network
Source: RefSeq, a predicted model, not a curated record
AUGCCCGGGCGCCGGCGCCUUCCAGCGGGGGCGCGAUCUGACCUCCCGCCUUUGAAAAUCAUCCGGAAGAUCCUCCUGCUCCAGGUUGCCUACUAUGCCUGCGCAACGGUGCUUAUCCUGUUCACGACGGUUGUCUAUGGCACUCCAUUCUCGCUGAACCUUGUCUUCGGAUGGAGUUCCUUGCGAGGUGAUACCACAGUCGGAUGGAUGCUAGGCUUGGUUUGGAUGUUGAAUUGUAUUAUUAGCGUGGUUUUCCUUCUUAUCUUCGUGUCUCGCUCUAAGUUGGUUCCCGAUUUCGCCCUAACGAUUCACUUCCUUCAUCUUGUCGCCACCACCCUCUACACCCGAGCUCUUCCUACGAACCUGCUUUGGUGGGGACUCCAGUUCGCCAGCGCGGCCAUGAUGAUUUUCCUUGGUAUGUGGGCAUGCCAACAUCGCGAGCUGAAGCCCAUCAGCUUCGGCGGAUUCGGAAGCAGCAGCCAAGCCUCUUCAUCCCAACAACCCGCCGGGGAUAGCCAACAAGAGUCCAGUUUCGGCCGAGGCCGAGGCCGGGAGCGCAGUCUCCAGGCUGGAGUGGGCGAGUACGAAAUGGAUGACAUGAAGACUGGCGAGCACGCCGUAUAA